Messenger RNA from Polychytrium aggregatum, 1899 nucleotides. RefSeq lists its product as uncharacterized. Gene Ontology annotation, biological process: G protein-coupled receptor signaling pathway. The transcript has 13 exons. Bases 106 to 1788 code for a protein of 560 amino acids. The record is from RefSeq and is a predicted model, not a curated record. Gene Ontology annotation, molecular function: mating-type factor pheromone receptor activity. Gene Ontology annotation, cellular component: membrane. NCBI's taxonomy places the organism in Eukaryota, Fungi, Chytridiomycota, Chytridiomycetes, Polychytriales.
GCAGGGGACACUCGUUGAUAACAACCGCAAACGCUUGUUCAAGCCAGAUACGGCCCAUCCCCGAACUAUCCAGCAACACCUCAAUGGAUUGACUACAACGACACAAUGACUUAUGUCUACGCACCCGAACCGCUGAUGCUCCCAGUGGGAGUAGAAACAUACGACUGUGCAUUGUCCCUUGUGCUCGGAUUCGAUCACCUGUUGAAAUCGGGCAUAAGUCUCGACACCAUCCUCUCAAACGCUGUCGACACUUCGUUCCUCGAGCCAUCCUUCUUUUUGAACUACACGUAUAAUGGCGCAACUGGCCCUCUCGAAUAUGAUUCGCAAGGAAAUCGACUCUACGGUGUAUAUGAUAUUUAUUCUGUGAUGAACAACAGCUUCAACGGGUGGCUCGAAGCAGAAAUUUACAUCGAUGCAACCAAUGCUUCAAGAACAUAUGUGUUGUUUGAAAACACGACCAGCUUUGGAACGGCCGUCUGGAACGUGACUUCGCCGCUCCUGAACAUUCCGGUGGACUUCCCUCCGCUGGUCUUCAUGAACCCGACACUGCUGAGUUCCAGGGGGGUGUUUGGGGCCAGCUUGGCCCUCAUCGCCUUGGCUACCGUUUCGGCGCUCUACCUCACAAUCCUGGCAGCACGCAAACACCAAAAACUGCGACUCUUCAACUCACUCUAUGUGAUAUCAGUGCACCUUGCCAUUAUCUUGUGCAUGCUAUCGGUUGUCUCGGAGCUCGGAGUUCCCUCUCAGGCCUUGUGUCGGCUGUUCAAGUACGGCAUGGAGAACAUCAAGAUUUCGCUCAUUGGAGGCUGCAUUGCAUCCAAGAUGCUUCGUUUCUUGAUGAUACGCAGAAGCACCAAGAUAUCGCAGUCGGUUCUGCCGAACAAUCUCCUGCUCACGAUUGUAGCAGCCAUCUUGGCGAUCAACACUAUCAUCACCCUGCUCCUUGAUAUACUCUCAGUCCUGUCACCAGUCAAUGUGGCAACAAGCGCAGAUGGGCUCAGCGUCUAUGCAUUGUGUAUGGCAGCCGAUCACAGUAUCAACAGCAUCGUCAGCGGUCUUCAGAUAGGAUUCAACUCUGGAGUAUUUCUGGUUUCGGCAGUGUAUGCCGUCGAGCUGCGAAACUCGAUCUGCUACAGCUAUGAGGUCAAGUGGAUCAUGGCAAGCUCGAGCCUCGUCACGAUGAUCUACCUGCUCUUUGCGGUGUUCACGAACGUCUUUGUGUCAACCGGGAUGCGCUUGGCCUUCCACUUUCUGCUUGGUAUAGCGCUCGUUCCCCUGGUGGUGCCCGUCUACAUGACUGCAGCAUUUGAGUCUGUGUCGCUCAGAUCAGGUGGAACAUUUCGCAAUACUUCGAGCAGCGGCCCCUCGGCGAUAAUGGGCAUGAGCAAGCUGGAACAGAUGGAAAUCAGAUCAAGUGUAAAAUCGCGAACCGACUCGGCGAUUUCAACGAUGCUUUUCUCGACAGUGAGACUGUCGCGACACAGCCGAGACCUUGAACGUGGCAAGAGCGACGUUGGCAUAUUUGACCUCCAUGUGGUGGACAAACGCAUAUUCAUCUUCUCCCCAAGCAAAGUGGUUUCCGUCGACCAGUCAAAGGCGGCUACCCAUAUCUUUGAGAUUCCGUAUGUGACUGUCUCGGCAGAUGGGCUUCUGAGCAGCAGAUCCCAAGGCGAGGACACCGCCAACACUUCCCAGGCAGAGCACCCCGACGAACUCUUCAAAAUCACAGACUCCAGAAUGGCCUAUAUUGUCGAGAUAGUGCACUCUCGUGAGCUUAAAAACAAAUGAUUCAUUGGUGUGAACGUCAUGUCAGAUUCAGCUCUUGCGAUGUCAGGCUUACCGCUGGCUCACUGAUGGAAGUGUACCAAUCGGCUGGCCUGUGGUGGACCUUCGUAGCAU